AACCUCACACCCCCUAUUUUCAGUAUACGAAACAAAAGUGAGACAGUGUAUAUGGAGGUUUUGGUCCGUCUCUUGAAACCCUUACUCUUCGUCGGAUCUCAUUCUGCAAAUCUCUUCGCCUAACCUCUCUCUGUCUCUGUCUCUGUCUCUAUACAUACAUAUACUUUUUCUAUAUUUGCACACAUCUCCAUUAGAUCUAUUCAUUAGUAGCCACAGAGCGAAUUCGAAUCGAAUCGAAUCGCUUUUGUUUCAUGGCUUCCCCUGGAAAUCCAAACCAAGCAAGAGUGCCAUUUGAAAACCACAAGUUCUUCAAACCCUCACCAAACCUUCCCUCUCAAACCCCUACAACCAAUUUGAGUUCUUCACCAUUCACACCUCCAUCUUAUCCUCCACUCCCUUCUGCUUCUUAUCCUCCACCCACUGGCCCUUAUUCAUACCCUCCUCAGACCACCCAGACCCAGUUUCAUCACCCUCAAUUCCACAUCCCUACUCCCUUUUCUCAGCAAGAUCAUAUUCUCCAUCUUUCUAACUUGCACCAGAGAUCUGUCUCUUAUCCUACGCCCCCUCUUCAACCCCCUCCCCAAAACACGAAUGCCGGGGCGAGACUUAUGGCUCUGUUGAGUGCCCCGCCAUCGGGUCUUGAGAUUGGACACCAACCCAUGUUGCCACUGCCUCCAAUUCAGCCUUCCUCUUCUGGGUCUUCUGAAUUUUCCAUUCCCCCCAAUGUUCCCAUGUUGAAUUCGGUUCCUUUGGUGCCAAAUGUCAAUCCGGGUUUGAUUCCGCAUUCAGUUCCCAUGCAUAUGCUGAGCAGCAAGCUCCCAAAGGGCCGCCAUUUGAUUGGCGAUCGUGUCGUGUACGAUAUUGAUGCUAGAUUGGAAGGUGAGGUUCAGCCACAGCUCGAAGUUACUCCGAUAACCAAGUAUGUAUCGGAUCCUGGACUUGUUUUGGGCCGCCAAAUUGCAGUCAAUAAGACGUACAUUUGCUAUGGACUGAAGAUGGGAGCUGUCCGGGUCCUUAACAUAAACACGGCAUUGAGAUCAUUGCUUAAAGGUCUAACCCAGAGGGUCACAGACAUGGCUUUCUUUGCUGAGGAUGUUCACCUUUUAGCUGGUACAAGUGUAGAUGGGCGUGUUUAUGUAUGGAAGAUUACUGAAGGUCCAGAUGAAGAAGAUAAGCCACAAAUUACAGGAAAGUUAGUUGUUGCCAUUCAGAUAGUAGGAGAAGGGGAAUCUGUUCUUCCACGGGUUUGUUGGCACUGUCACAAGCAAGAAGUUCUAGUAGUUGGGAUUGGAAAAAGUGUUCUGAGAAUCGAUACUAUGAAAGCUGGAAAAGGUGAAGUAUAUUCGGCAGAGGUACCUCUCAAGUGUCCUAUUGACCAUCUGAUUGAUGGGGUCCAAUAUGUUGGUAAACAUGAGGGAGAAGUGACUGAUUUGUCAAUGUGCCAAUGGAUGACUACCCGUUUGGUUUCUGCUUCAACGGAUGGCACGAUAAAAAUUUGGGAGGACCGCAGAGCACAACCGCUUGUGGUACUAAGGCCACACGAUGGUCAACCUGUUAAUUCUGUUACAUUCUUGACUGGCCCUCACCACCCGGAUCACAUUAUUCUUGUGACUGCGGGUCCACUGAAUCGGGAAGUGAAGGUAUGGGCCUUGGAAAGUGAAGAAGGCUGGCUGCUCCCUAGUGAUGCUGAAUCAUGGCAUUGUACCCAGACAUUGAACUUGAAGAGUUCAGCUGAAUCUCGAGUUGAAGAGGUGUUCUUCAAUCAGGUUGUGGCCUUGUCUCAAGCAGGGAUUUUGUUAUUAGCAAAUGCCAAGAAGAAUGCUAUAUAUGCUGUACACUUAGAAUAUGGUCCUAAUCCAUCAGCAACCCGAAUGGAUUACAUUGCAGAGUUUACUGUCACCAUGCCGAUUUUGAGUUUUACAGGGACCAGUGAUUUAUUACCUCACGGUGUACACAAUGUUCAGGUUUAUUGUGUCCAGACGCAGGCUAUUCAGCAGUAUGCUUUGGACUUAUCCCAGUGUUUGCCACCCCUGCUGGAUGAUGUGGUGUCAGAGAGGUUAGACUCAAGUGUUUUGCGCAACGUAACUAGUACUGAAGGAUUUGCUACCAUGGAGCCUUAUGUAAGUAAGCCUACUGAGAUUCAAAUGUCUAGUUCAGCACCCAAAGCAUCUAUACAUGACACUGGCUCUGAGAGUGCACUUACAGUGAGGCAUCCAUUGCACUCUCCUUCCAUGGAGGCCGCCACUUCAGCGGAAUUCACUACUUUGAGUAUGGAAUCUAGACCUACUCCAAUUUCAAAUGUAUCUAGCAAUGAUGAUAUUCCAUGUGUUGCAUCACCUCCUCUUCCUCUGAGUCCAAGGGUGUCUAGAAAACUCUCUGGUUUUAGAAGUCCAACAAAUGGUUUUGAGCCUGGUCUUGUGCUUGAUGAUAGUGGUGGAGAUCAAGAAGUUAGUGAAUAUUCAGUUGAUAGGCAAACGGAUAGCAUUCAUACAAACUUUUCUGAUGUCCCUUCCUUGGAUGAUGAUUCAAGAAACAAUGAAAACAAGGUUGCACGGGAUGAUAUUUCCUCUUUUCUCAAUCAUCCUAUGAAUUUCAAGCACCCAACUCAUCUGGUAACUCCAUCUGAGAUAUUGAGAGCUGCUUCAUCCACUGAAACUGCCCUUGUUGCAGAACAGAAGACUAAGGAAGAGCCAAACAUUCAAGACGUGGUUAUCAACAGCAAUGUGCACAAUGUCGAGGUGGAGGUUAAGGUUGUGGGUGAAACUGGAUUUAGUCAGAAAAAUGAAAUUGGCUCUCUGCGAAAAACUCACAAUCUUGUUCCAGAAAAUAAAGUUAAAGCAUUUUGCUCUCAGGCCUCAGAUCUUGGUAUUGAGAUGGCCAGAGAGUGUGGUGCAUUAUCAUCUGAAAUGUAUAUUGCAGAGGAAUCUCAUCAACUUAAUGGAGCUAAUGUAAGUGAGGAAUUAACUCAACCUUCAAAUGCCGAGGAUGAAGUCCAUGACUUCACAAGGGAUAUCUCUAGAAAGAAUGCAAAUUCAGCUAUGCCUGCAACAGUUUCACAGCCAGUGGCGCAAAUCACGAAAGCAAAAAAGCAAAAGGGUAAGAACACUCAAGGAUCAUGUCCAUCGUCGCCAUCCCCAAGUGCUUUCAAUUCAGCAGAUUCGUCCAGUGAGCCAGGUGUUAGUUCAAGUAUUCCUUCUGCGGAAGCUGGUUUUUCACAAAUUAUGAUCAUGCAGGAGAUGCUUAAUCAGUUAACAACUAUGCAAAAAGAAAUGCAGAAGCAGAUGUCGGUGAUGGUUACUGUCCUAGUCACUAAAGAAGGUAAAAGGCUGGAGACUGCCCUAGGGAGGAGCAUGGAAAAAGCUGUCAAGGCCAAUACUGAUGCGUUAUGGGCUCAUUUUCAGGAAGAGAAUGCGAAACAAGAGAAAUUAGUUAGAGAGCGUACACAGCAAAUAACAAGUUUGAUCACUAACUGCAUAAAUAAGGACUUGCCAGCUAUGGUGGAGAAAACAGUGAAGAAGGAAUUGGCUGCAGUUGGACCAGCUGUAGCUCGUGCAAUUUCUCCGGCCAUUGAAAAAACAAUAUCUACGGCUAUUACAGAGGCUUUUCAGAGAGGAGUUGGUGAUAAGGCAGUGAAUCAACUGGAGAAAUCAGUUAAUUCAAAACUUGAAGCUACUGUUGCUAGGCAGAUCCAAGCACAAUUUCAAACUUCUGGCAAGCAAGCUCUUCAGGAUGCAUUGAAGUCUAGUUUGGAAGCUUCCGUUAUUCCUGCCUUUGAGAUGUCAUGCAAAGCCAUGUUUGAGCAAGUUGAUGCUACCUUCCAGAAAGGAAUGAUUGAACAUGCAACUGUAGCUCAGCAGCAGUUUGAGUCCACUCAUUCUCCACUGGCACUUGCUUUAAGGGAUGCCAUUAAUUCAGCAUCAUCUGUGACUCAAACUUUAAGUGGGGAACUGGCUGAUGGUCAGAGAAACUUGGUAGCUCUUGCUGUUGCAGGAGCAAAUUCAAAAGCCGUAAAUCCCUUGGUUACCCAACUAAACAAUGGACCUUUGGGUGGCCUCCAUGAUAAGAUUGAGGCACCUUUGGAUCCAACCAAAGAGCUAUCUAGAUUGAUAUCUGAACGUAAAUAUGAGGAAGCAUUCACAGCAGCCCUACAAAGAAGUGAUGUUUUCAUUGUAUCUUGGUUAUGCUCUCAGGUUGAUUUACAGGGGAUUUUGUCAAUGAUUCCUCUCCCAUUGAGCCAAGGAGUACUUCUAUCACUUCUGCAGCAGUUGGCCUGUGAUAUCAGCAAGGAUUCAUCCCGGAAGUUGGUUUGGAUGACCGAUGUGGCGGUUGCAAUAAACCCAGCUGACCCAAUGAUAGCAAUGCAUGUGCGGCCAAUCUUUGAGCAAGUCUAUAAGAUAUUAAACCAUCAUCGAAGCCUUCCUACAACUUCCGGUACUGAGAUUUCCAGUAUCCGACUUGUCAUGCACGUCAUCAACUCCAUGCUGAUGACCUGUAAAUGAUAUUAUAUCCAAUCAUCCAUUUUACUAUAGUGAGAAAUGAUAUAUCAGGGACGACUGAUGUAAUAGAUGGGGUUUGUACAAAGGUGUAGGGAUUUUUGAUGAGAAGGGUACUGAAUGUGCAGAGUUGGUUUUUCUUGAAUGUAUCUGUCAAAAGGAAAACAUUGUGGAAACUCUGUAACUUUUCAGGUUCUUAGUCUGGUUUUUCUUUCAGUGAGAUUUUGUUUUUGGAACUUGGAAUUUUGUGUUUUGCAAAACUCUCUUAAGUUCAUGUAUUUGUUCAAAACAAAAAAUUUCAUCAUCUCUUUUGAUUUA
Messenger RNA from Camellia sinensis, 4811 nucleotides. RefSeq names its product enhancer of mRNA-decapping protein 4. Gene Ontology annotation, cellular component: P-body. Lineage: Eukaryota; Viridiplantae; Streptophyta; Magnoliopsida; Ericales; Theaceae. The record is from RefSeq and is a predicted model, not a curated record. Gene Ontology annotation, biological process: deadenylation-independent decapping of nuclear-transcribed mRNA. Gene Ontology annotation, molecular function: protein binding.